UUUGGCGCAUUUUCACUUCUGCUAAAAAUAGUACACUAAAACGAGGUUCGCACAUUAUGGCUGCACAUUGUUAAACAAAGCACUGUUGCACAGUUCAGUACAAAGACUUUCUCUUAACUUUGAAAGCGAUUGCAAAUUUAGAUCUAUAUCAUGUAGUUAUUUUAAAAUCACCUUAAAGAAGCUACAGAUGCUUGUACGAAAGAAGAAAGAGAUACGCCCAUAAUCAUUAUGAUAUUGUCAUCAACAGAAAGUUUAGUGAAAUGAUUAAAGAAUCGAAGUUGCAAGUGAAUGAAAAGAAAUCACUAGUGAAUUUUAAAAAGUACUUUGGAAAUCCUUAUUAUCUAUCAUGUCGGCUUCAACAAGUUGUGAUAAAGAAGACAGAGAAUGGCAUACAUUUUUGGCCUCUAGUCUGGUCACUUUCGCUGGAGGAUUCGUUUUGAUUGGUGCGACUAGACUUUGUACUUUCAUUUUUUGUACCAAAAAAUUGUUUUGUUCUCGUGGGAAGACAUCUCUUAUCUCUGCUUCAGAACAAAAGUUACAUGUAAAGCAUUUACAUCCUGAAAUUGGAUGGCUGACUGAGGCGAAAGACUGGGCUGGAGGUUUAAUUUCUGGGCAGACAACUACAGGCCGUAUUUUGGUUGGACUCGUCUUUUUACUAAGCAUAGCCUCAAUGAUCAUAUAUUUAAUUGAUGCUUCUUCAAGCACAUCAGUUGAAACCUGUCUCCCCUGGUCAUCCAGUACUACACAGCAAGUAGAUUUAGCAUUCAAUGUAUUCUUUAUGAUUUAUUUUUUCAUCAGGUUUGUAGCAGCCAGUGAUAAAUUGUGGUUUUGGAUAGAACUUUUUUCCUUUGUUGAUUACUUUACAAUUCCACCUUCUUUUGUGGCCAUUUAUCUUGAUAGGAACUGGUUAGGUUUACGAUUUUUAAGAGCACUCAGGCUAAUGUCGAUCCCAGAUAUUUUGACAUAUUUAAAUAUAAUAAAGACUAGUACUUUAAUACGUUUUGUUCAACUUGUUGUUUCCUUUGUGUCUUUAUGGCUUACUGCCGCAGGCUUUUUACAUUUGCUAGAAAACUCAGGUGAUCCAUUUUUCAAGUUUAACAACCCACAUAAAUUAACAUAUUGGGAAUGCCUUUAUUUUCUUCUUGUCACAAUGUCAACUGUGGGAUUUGGAGACAUCUAUGCUGAAACUGUACUUGGAAGAACUUUUGUUGUCAUCUUUAUAAUGAUAUUUAUAGGUUUGUUUGCAAGUUUUGUUCCUGAAAUAGCUGAUAUUGUAGGAAAACGCCAAAGGUAUGGAGGAUCUUAUAAAAAAGAAAGGGGGAAAAGACAUGUAGUUGUGUGUGGUCAUAUUACCUACGAUACCGUAUCCAACUUUCUAAAAGAUUUUCUUCAUGAAGACAGAGAAGAUGUGGAUGUAGGAAUUGUUUUUCUUCACAAAGUUGAUGAUAAUCUGCAUCCUAAGCCAGAUCUCCUGCAGAAUGGCGGGGGAGGGUAUGACCCAGGGGCCAUCGAGUCAACCGAAACACCAGGCAGCUACCAUAGCCUAUUGGGUUUGCCAGGACUUGAGUUUGAAGGCUUAUUGAAGCGUCAUUUUAUCCAGGUUGAUUACUUUUGGGGCUCUGUUAUGAAUGCUAACGAUUUAGAAAGAGUAAAGGUUCAUCAAGCAGACGCUUGUUUAGUAUUGGCCAAUAAGUAUUGUUCGGAUCCUGACCAGGAAGAUGCAGCUAACAUUAUGAGAGUCAUUUCCAUUAAGAACUUCCAUGCUGAUAUCAAGGUGAUUGUACAACUUCUGCAGUAUCACAACAAGGCAUACUUGUUAAACAUUCCAAGUUGGGACUGGAAAAGAGGGGAUGAUGCUGUAUGCAUUGCUGAGUUAAAGCUUGGAUUUAUUGCUCAGAGUUGUUUGGCACCAGGGUUUUCUACACUGAUGGCAAAUCUUUUCACAAUGCGUUCUUUCAACCAGACCUCUAAAUUGACACAGUGGCAAAGUGAUUACAUGCGAGGGACUGGCAUGGAAGUCUAUACAGAGUAUUUAUCCAAUGCCUUCACUUCACUGACAUUUCCUGAGGCAGCUGAGUUGUGUUUUACCAAAUUGAAACUUUUGCUGCUAGCUAUAGAGCUUCGCCAGGAUGAUGCUAGGGAAAGUUCUCUAGCUAUCAACCCUGGUCCAAAGGUAAAAAUUGAACCUGCUACUCAAGGAUUUUUUAUGGCAGAUUCUGCCGAAGAAGUCAAAAGAGCAUUUUACUAUUGCAAAAAUUGCCAUGAGGAUAUAGAAGAUAUAAAAUUAAUUAAGAAAUGCAAGUGUAAGCCUCUUGAUCAAGUGUUAAGAAAAAUCUUCGCAGAGCUUCAAAACAAAGAGUCUAAUGCCACUUCUAAUGAAGCAGCAAAAUCCAGCAGUAUAAAGUUAAUAAAUGAUCUGCAAACUUCCAACUCAGAGAGCAUACAGGGCAAGGCAACAAAUUUGACCCACCUGAUUCCUAAAUUUAAAGUGAUAAAUGAUUUCUUAGAAAGCCCAACUUUCAGGCAGACACCAAUUCUAAAAGAAAAGGAAGAACAAGAAGAUGACAUCAAAUUUGACUCCACUGGAAUGUUUCACUGGUGUCCUGAUAGACCACUCAAUGACACUCUACUGGAUCGUAGCCAAGCUGCAUAUAGCAGACUACAUAAACAUGUUGUUGUCUGUCUGUUUGCUGAUCCCAGUUCUCCACUGAUUGGGUUAAGGAACUUAGUUAUGCCUUUGCGAGCCAGUAACUUCAGCUAUGAUGAAUUAAAACACAUUGUUAUCAUUGGCAGUUUAGAAUAUCUUCAUAGAGAAUGGAAAACUUUACAGAAUUUCCCGAAACUUUCCAUUUUACCGGGCUCUCCUCUAAAUCGUGCCAAUUUACGUGCAGUUAAUGUUAAUCUUUGUGAUAUGUGUGUAAUUGUGUCUUCAAAAGAUCGAAAUUCAGAUGAUCCAAAUUUGGUUGAUAAAGAAGCUAUUCUCUGUUCACUAAACAUAAAAGCAAUGACAUUUGAUGACGGUGAUAGAGUACGAAGUGGUGUUUCAAGAUUGCAUUCUGGUACCAGUAUUCCUAUCAUAACUGAACUUGCCAAUGAUGCUAAUGUACAGUUUCUUGAUCAAGAUGAUGAGGAUAAUCCAGAUAUAGAACUCUAUAUGACUCAGCCAUUUGCUUGUGGCACAGCAUUUGCUGCCAGUGUUCUAGAUUCUUUGAUGAGCACAAGCUACUUCAAUGACAACGCUCUAACUUUAAUUAGAAGUCUGAUCACCGGAGGAGCAACACCAGAACUUGAGCAGAUAUUGGCAGAAGGGGCAGGUAUGAGAGGAGGCUACACCAGUCAACUUGUGCAAGCUAACAGAGAAAGGUGUAGAGUCACCCAGUUAUCUUUACAAGAUGGACCUUUAUCUGCAUUUAGGGUAGGAGGACUUUAUGGUGCUUUGUUUGUGUAUGCCUUAAACAACUAUGGAAUGUUAUGUAUUGGUUUGUACAGAUUAAGGGACGUUACUGAACAUGUCCGGGUCACAUCAUCCAAAAGAUAUGUCAUCACAAAUCCCCCAGAAGACUUUACUUUAUUCUCUUCAGACUUGGUAUAUGUCCUCACAUACAAAUAAGAAUUUCUUAUAUAAUGACUGGUUGAUUUCACUGUUACCUUCUGUUUGGUAGAGUUGCCUUUGAAUGAUACAAUUGCCCCACUGAAAUAUGUCACAUUUGUUUGAUUGUCAAUAGCUUAUGUAUAUAACUUUUUAAACAUUUUAUCUCUAGCUUGUCCAAAUCUGCAUAUUUUUUUGUCCUGGUUUAUUGUUCUUACAAUAUCUAGAAUUUUGAAUCUUAAAAAUAGAAAUAAUGAGGAAAUAAAAUAUAUUAGGUUCUUUUCUUUUUUCUAUAUGAAUAUGUCCUGGUGCCUAGAUUUGGUUGAAAAUGUUUGUUUCAACCUUUAAAAAAACACCACUUUAGUUUUUAUUUAAGCAAAAUGUUUUUAAUUAAAGAAACAGUUAUAGAUAUUGUGUUACACUAACUCAGGAACUGCUUAAUUACCAUUACACAUGCUGUUCAAAUUUUAAUUCUCUUAAGUUUCCAUUUUUUGUUAAGUUUUUUCAUGUACAUUUCUUUUAACUUUUAUUUUGUCAUUUUUAAAACAUAACAUUACAAAGUUAGGUCACAAUGUUAUUUUGUGAAUUUUUAAAGUAUUUAAUUGGUAAAUGGACAUAUUUUUCUAGCACUGGCUAUUUCUUACCAAAACAUUAUAUCAAUGAAAACUUCCUCCUUAGUACAGUAGUUACUUUAGAAUGUUUAAUGGGAAUCUUGUCUAUUUGAUUUUAGCCUAUGUAUAAAAUGUGUAACCCUCUUUAACUAUAUUAUUUAUAAAGCUACUUAUUUCUUUUAAUAUAAGGUUUUUUAAGAACUCAACUCAAUUAAAGUACUAAACAAAUUCCAUCUGUUAAUUUCCAUCAGUUUGAGUAAGUAUGUAUAUCUGUGUGUCUCAUCUAUUUGGAGUGUUUCACUGUCUGUCAUCUCUAUUAGGCACAGUUAGACAACAAAAUUUUUAUGACUCUAUAGAUUUCUAUAAUGUAUAUAUAUUAGAUUUUUGAAACUUUUGACAAUCAAUGUCAUUUUAAGUAAUAAAUUUUGAAAUACUCAA
Biomphalaria glabrata is the source of this 4638-nucleotide messenger RNA. RefSeq names its product calcium-activated potassium channel slowpoke-like. The transcript has 29 exons. Gene Ontology annotation, cellular component: postsynaptic membrane. Gene Ontology annotation, biological process: potassium ion transport; transmembrane transport. The coding region runs from base 347 to 3610 and encodes 1087 amino acids. Gene Ontology annotation, molecular function: large conductance calcium-activated potassium channel activity. NCBI's taxonomy places the organism in Eukaryota, Metazoa, Mollusca, Gastropoda, Planorbidae. The record is from RefSeq and is a predicted model, not a curated record.